AUGGCUCUCAUUUUUAGAAUUUUGUAUAGAAACAAAAUAUUUCCUAAGGAUGUAUCAAUACCAGCAAAAUGGUGUUGUAAAAGAUCAAAUCACAUUAAAAUGUUAGGUAGUGGGGUUUGUUAUCAAAAUAACACUGUGGUGAAACCUUUAAUUGAUAGUAAUCAAUCGAAACUACUAGCACCAUUACGCCAGUGUUCGACACAAAGUAGCUCAAGCACUAAUAAACCACCAAAUGAUGCAGAACCUAAAAAGCAAGGACUUAUUCAAAGAUUUAAAGAAAUGUACAGAGACUAUUGGUAUGUGGUGUUACCGGUACACAUGACAACUUCUGCCAUAUGGUUUGGAAGUUUUUACUAUGCUGUAAGAAGUGGUUUUGAUGUCAUUAGUUUAUUGGAGUAUUUAAAUGUGAGUGAAAAAUUAAUGACACCAUUGAGAGAGUCAAGUGCAGGUUACUUUGCUCUUGCAUUUGCACUGUAUAAAUUGGUGACACCUCUAAGGUAUGCUGUCACUGUUGGUGGAACUACUUAUGCUAUCAAAAGGCUAACAGCUCUUGGUUGGAUCAGGCCUGUGCCUUCAAAGGAACGUAUUAAAGAAAUGUUUCAAGAAAGAAGAGAAAAUUUUCAAGAAAAAAUGCAAGAAAGUAAACAACAUUACCAAACACAAAUUAAAGAAAGAGGUAAUCAAGUAAUGGAAGAAAUGAAAAGAUAUAAAACAGAAAUACGCAACAUCAAAGAUAAAAUCAAGAAGAUGUGA
Molecule: messenger RNA, 753 nt
Organism: Parnassius mnemosyne (clouded apollo)
Lineage: Eukaryota; Metazoa; Arthropoda; Insecta; Lepidoptera; Papilionidae
Source: the annotation of a GenBank genome assembly